Dothidotthia symphoricarpi CBS 119687 is the source of this 1139-nucleotide messenger RNA. RefSeq lists its product as uncharacterized. The coding region runs from base 409 to 1002 and encodes 197 amino acids. Lineage: Eukaryota; Fungi; Ascomycota; Dothideomycetes; Pleosporales; Dothidotthiaceae. The transcript is spliced from 2 exons. The record is from RefSeq and is a predicted model, not a curated record.
GGCCUGUUCCUUUGGCCAUGCGUAAGCUAGUUUGUUAUGCGAUUUGGGGCAACCCAGUAGAUGCAUACAAGUGGUAUGAGUAUUCCUAUCAGCAGGAUUACAUGGCUCAUACAUAUUUACCUGAGCACGUUGUCCUCGGCCAUGUUUCAAGACCGGCAGACUACGCAGAACCUGAGCCCAGCGUGAUGCGUAGUUGGAGGAGUCAUAGAGUUGUGCGAUUUCGCAUGGCUAGAGCGAAGGACCAGGGUGUCGGUGAGUCACUACGAAGCGGAUGCAGCACUGCGGUGACAGAGAAGACGAAAUGCUUGAAACAUACCAUGGAUUCGAUUAGCGCCUUGUCUUUCUUUCAGUUCUGUUACACUGGAGUUCUUGUUAUGCUAACCUUUCACAGAUGUCCUUGAUGUGCUCAUGUCUGAGUUUAGGCUGGCGCUUGUUCGCAAAGGCCAUCGCCGAAUCGACGUUGACAACCUAUAUUCGAAGGCUAAGGCUCGCCUGGAGAAUGAGCGUCAACGUCCCACAGGUGUCGACAUCGUUGAUAUGAUUAUGGAUGGAGCCCUGACCCACCAGGCCACUCACCGACGACCGCCAUCCCGUCCUAGGCAGUCUGCUCCUUACGAGUUCCAAUUUUCGCGCUCUUCGUUGACAGUUCACGUCGGUGCGAACUCACGCGUCACUGUACGGAAUGUGCCCAUGUUCCUUCACGUCCCAGCCCAAGCAUUGCGCCAGGCAAAGUCGGAUCUGCAACGGCUAUACACACAAGAGGCGACUGCGUACGCUGCAGCACAAUUUGCGGUAUCUAAUAUACAGGCUAUUCGCGCCAGCCGCGGACGAGCAGAGCGGAAGUAUGUCAAUUGCCUUAUUCGCUAUCUCCGCGGCACGCAGCGUAUCAGCUCUCUUCAGGCUAAUCAACUUCAACACAACUUCACACGUGAAAAGAGUGCGGUUCUGGGAGUGCAGAACAGGGACUAUCUUCUCGGCAUGUUUCCACGUGAGUUGGACUAGGUGAUGGGUUGGACUGAGAUAUGUUGAUACGGUGGACCUCGUGUGCCCAUGUUUUGGACGCUUGGGUGUGAUGUGUCUGGGGUAUUAUAUUAGAGUGGAUGGUGCUGGAACAUGUCGAUACGUUACCCCGGUGAUUG